AUGGAAACGGAUCCGAAUGAUUAUACGGUUAUCAAGGAAGGAGAAGCUGAGAUUCUCCUCCACAAGAAGAAUCAAGUCUUCUUCAACAAAGCUCAGGUGAACAAUAGAGACAUGUCUAUUGCUGUGUUAAGGGAAUUUAUAUCGAAACGCAAGCAAGAGCAUGAAGCUGCUAAGUCAUCUAAAACUAGCAGAUCCAAAUCCAAAGUGGUAGAGAAGAAUGCUUCUGAAGCUUCCAAGGAAGAAAUGGAAAAUGGUGAACAUCAAGUAACAUCUGAGGAUGGACCGAGCUCUGCAUCCACCAAAGAACUUGCCAAGACAGCGGAGGGAUUUCCACGUGGAGAACCUAAGCCACCAAAAGUGCUUGAGGCUUUGUCAGCUUCAGGGUUACGUGCUUUAAGGUAUGCACGUGAAAUAGAAGGAAUUGGUCAGGUUGUGGCACUGGACAAUGACCUUGCAUCGGUCGAAGCUUGCCAGAGAAACAUAAAGUUCAACGGCUCUUUAGCUAUUUCAAAGGUGGAGUCGCAUCAUACCGAUGCUCGUGUCCAUAUGCUUACUCACCCUAAAGAAUUUGAUGUGGUUGAUCUAGAUCCAUAUGGAUCACCAUCUAUUUUCCUUGACUCGGCUGUUCAAUCAGUCGCGGAUGGUGGAUUGCUAAUGUGUACAGCGACUGACAUGGCAGUGCUAUGUGGUGGAAACGGUGAAGUUUGCUAUUCCAAAUAUGGUUCGUAUCCACUGAGAGGGAAGUAUUGUCAUGAGAUGGCUUUGCGGAUUCUCCUUGCCAGCAUCGAGAGCCAUGCAAACCGGUACAAGAGGUAUAUUGUUCCGGUGCUGUCUGUGCAAAUGGACUUUUAUGUUCGUGUUUUUGUCCGCGUGUACACGUCGGCGAGUGCAAUGAAGAACACUCCAUUGAAGCUAUCUUACGUCUAUCAAUGCAUUGGUUGUGAUUCAUUCCAUCUUCAACCUGUUGGAAGAUCUCUCCCUAAGAACAAGAGUGUGAGGUAUCUACCAGCAACUGGUCCAGUAGUGGCACAGGAAUGCAGCCACUGUGGGAAGAAAUAUAACAUGGGAGGACCAAUAUGGUCUGCUCCAAUGCAUGAUCAAGAAUGGGUGACUUCCAUUUUGAACAGUGUUAAAUCCAUGAAACACAGAUAUCCUGCUUAUGACCGGAUCUCCGCUGUACUCACCACUGUCUCCGAGGAGUUGGUAGAUGUUCCUCUGUUUCUGAGUCUGCAUAAUCUUUGUGCGACGCUAAAAUGCAUAUCGCCAUCAGCUGCUAUGUUUCGAUCAGCGGUUCUUAAUGCUCAAUACCGAAUCUCAGGGACUCAUGUAAAUCCCCUCGGCAUGAAAACCGAUGCUCCUAUGGAGGUUAUCUGGGACAUCAUGCGCUGCUGGGUGAAGAAUCAUCCUAUAAAGGCGCAAGCACCUGAACAACCCGGAAGUGUGAUCUUGUCAAAAGAACCAUCACAUCAGGUUGAUUUUUCGCGUCAGAUUGGUUCGAUGAGCAAGGCGCAGGCGAAGAAAGUAGCCCGGUUUCUGCCAAAUCCAGAGAAGCAUUGGGGUCCAAAGCUUAGAGCUGGUCGCCAGAUCACCAGCAAACAUGUCUCUCUUAUUGGUCAUGAUGCAGUCAAUGGUCAUCUUAAUCAACACCAUGAAGAACUUAAAGAGGAAGAAGAAGAUGCAGAGCAAGAAGAUAAUGUUCAAGAAGAGCUCGAUCCAAAACGUCAGAAGACAACAGAGGAUAUUUCCUCAACAUCAUAA
Microthlaspi erraticum is the source of this 1758-nucleotide messenger RNA. The record is from the annotation of a GenBank genome assembly. Lineage: Eukaryota; Viridiplantae; Streptophyta; Magnoliopsida; Brassicales; Brassicaceae.